Rhinolophus ferrumequinum (greater horseshoe bat) is the source of this 1284-nucleotide messenger RNA. RefSeq names its product succinate-CoA ligase GDP/ADP-forming subunit alpha (gene SUCLG1). Gene Ontology annotation, molecular function: succinate-CoA ligase (GDP-forming) activity; succinate-CoA ligase (ADP-forming) activity. Gene Ontology annotation, cellular component: mitochondrion; succinate-CoA ligase complex (ADP-forming). The transcript is spliced from 9 exons. Lineage: Eukaryota; Metazoa; Chordata; Mammalia; Chiroptera; Rhinolophidae. Gene Ontology annotation, biological process: tricarboxylic acid cycle. The coding region runs from base 62 to 1102 and encodes 346 amino acids. The record is from RefSeq and is a predicted model, not a curated record.
GCUUCCUCCCCAGGCCUCGGCCUCUGACAAGGCCCCGGGGACCUGGGAGUGUCAUUGGUGGAUGACCGCAGCCCUUGCUGCUGCAGCUGCCGGCGCGACCAUGGCCUCCAGUAGCAGUGGCCUCACAGCCGCCCGCUUCUUGUCGCGCUCUUUCCUCCUGCAACAGAAUGGAAUUCGGCAUUGUUCCUAUACAGCUUCUCGGAAACAUCUUUAUGUUGAUAAAAAUACAAAGGUUAUUUGCCAGGGUUUCACUGGGAAGCAGGGCACCUUUCAUAGCCAGCAGGCACUGGAUUAUGGCACCAAACUUGUUGGAGGAACCACCCCAGGGAAAGGAGGCAAGACGCAUCUGGGCUUACCGGUCUUUAAUACUGUAAAGGAGGCCAAAGAACAAACAGGAGCGACAGCUUCUGUCAUUUAUGUCCCUCCUCCUUUUGCUGCUGCUGCCAUUGAUGAAGCUGUUGAGGCAGAGGUGCCCUUGGUCGUGUGCAUUACUGAAGGGAUCCCCCAGCAGGAUAUGGUACGCGUCAAACACAAACUGCUGCGCCAGGGAAAGACAAGGCUGAUCGGGCCGAACUGCCCCGGAGUCAUCAACCCUGGAGAAUGCAAAAUUGGCAUCAUGCCUGGCCAUAUUCACAAGAAAGGAAGAAUUGGUAUUGUGUCCAGAUCUGGCACCCUGACUUACGAAGCGGUUCACCAAACAACACAAGUUGGAUUGGGGCAGUCUUUGUGCAUUGGCAUCGGAGGUGAUCCUUUCAAUGGAACAGAUUUUAUUGAUUGCCUUGAAGUCUUUCUGAAUGAUCCAGCCACGGAAGGCAUCAUAUUGAUUGGUGAAAUCGGUGGCAAUGCAGAAGAAAAUGCUGCAGAAUUUUUGAAGCAACAUAAUUCAGGUCCCAAAGCCAAGCCUGUGGUGUCCUUCAUUGCUGGAUUAACGGCUCCUCCUGGCAGGAGAAUGGGUCAUGCAGGAGCAAUUAUUGCCGGAGGGAAAGGUGGAGCUAAGGAGAAGAUCUCUUCCCUUCAGAACGCGGGAGUUGUGGUCAGCAUGUCUCCUGCGCAGCUGGGCUCUACCAUCUAUAAGGAGUUUGAAAAGAGGAAGAUGCUAUGAAAGAAAGAACACAAGGUUCCCUAGGCCUUUGGAAAUGUGGACCCGGUUGCUUCUGUUGUCUGUGCGCCUCUCACGGGGCUCCAGUACACGGGAAGCCCACACCAGGUUUCGAAUGUCCUGUAUUGAAACAUCGUCACCUCAUUGUAUAACAGACAGCCAAUAAAUCUACUGUUUGAUUUGAA